This is a messenger RNA of Pteropus alecto (black flying fox), 2056 nucleotides long. It is a transcript of the gene USP2, whose product is annotated as ubiquitin specific peptidase 2. Gene Ontology annotation, biological process: protein deubiquitination. The record is from RefSeq and is a predicted model, not a curated record. The transcript has 13 exons. NCBI's taxonomy places the organism in Eukaryota, Metazoa, Chordata, Mammalia, Chiroptera, Pteropodidae. Gene Ontology annotation, cellular component: cytoplasm. Bases 171 to 1991 code for a protein of 606 amino acids. Gene Ontology annotation, molecular function: cysteine-type deubiquitinase activity.
GGGCAGGAGCCGAGGCCAGGGAGCCCUCUGCGUCAGCUGCUGCUCACUGCGCCGCGCCAGUACCAGCUGGGACUCACCCGCAGCUCCAUGCUUGUGCCCGGCUCGACUCGUCCAACCUCCAAGAAGCAGCCCAUGAGGCUCCCAGGCCCCACUGAGUGCAGCCCUGAAGGAUGUCCCAGCUCUCCUCCACCCUGAAGCGCUACACAGAAUCGGCCCGCUACACAGAUGCCCCUUAUGCCAAAUCAGGCUAUGGCACCUACACUCCCUCUUCCUACGGGGCCAACCUGGCUGCCUCCUUCCUGGAGAAGGAGAAGCUUGGUUUCAAGCCGGGCCCCCCAACCAGCUUCCUCACCUGUCCCCGUACCUAUGGCCCCUCCUCCAUCCUGGACUAUGACAGGGGCCGCUCCCUGCUGAGACCAGACAUCAUCGGGGGUGGUAAGCGGGCAGAGAGCCAGACUCGGGGCACUGAGCGGCCUUCAGGGAGUGGACUCAGCGGGGGCAGUGGAUUCCCUUAUGGAGUAACCAACAAUUCCCUCAGCUACCUGCCCAUGAGUGCUCGUGAUCAGGGGGUAACCCUGACCCAGAAGAGGUCGAACAGUCAAUUAGACCUGGCCAGGGAUUUCUCCAGCCUGCGGACCUCAGAUAACUACCGGAUAGACCCUGGGAACCUGGGCCGUAGCCCCAUGCUGGCCCGCACACGCAAGGAGCUGUGCGCCCUGCAGGGGCUCUACCAGGCAGCCAGCCGCUCCGAAUACCUGGCCAACUAUCUGGAGAACUAUGCUCGCAAGGGGAGCACACCACAGGUGCCCACCCAGACCCCUCCCUCACGAGUCCCUGAAGUCCUCAGCCCCACCUACCGACCCAGUGGCCGUUACACUCUGUGGGAGAAGAGUAAGGGCCAGGCACCUGGGCCCAGCCGCUCCAGCUCCCCAGGGCGAGAAACUAUGAAUUCCAAGAGCGCCCAGGGUCUGGCUGGUCUUCGAAACCUUGGGAACACGUGCUUUAUGAACUCCAUUCUGCAGUGCCUGAGCAAUACCCGAGAGCUGAGAGAUUAUUGCCUGCAGAGGCUUUAUAUGCGAGAUCUCAGCCACAGUAGCAAUGCACACACAGCCCUCAUGGAAGAGUUUGCAAAACUAAUUCAGACCAUGUGGACUUCAUCUCCCAAUGAUGUGGUGAGCCCAUCUGAGUUCAAGACCCAGAUCCAGAGAUAUGCACCGCGCUUCGUUGGCUAUAAUCAGCAGGAUGCUCAAGAGUUUCUUCGCUUUCUUCUGGAUGGGCUCCACAACGAAGUGAACCGAGUAACAGUGAGGCCUAAGUCCAGCCCUGAGAACCUUGAUCAUCUUCCUGAUGAUGAGAAAGGGCGACAGAUGUGGAGGAAAUAUCUAGAACGGGAAGACAGUCGGAUUGGAGAUCUCUUUGUGGGGCAACUGAAGAGCUCCCUGACAUGUACCGAUUGUGGUUACUGUUCUACAGUCUUUGAUCCCUUCUGGGACCUCUCGCUGCCCAUUGCUAAGCGAGGUUAUCCUGAGGUGACUUUAAUGGACUGCAUGAGGCUCUUCACCAAAGAGGAUGUGCUUGAUGGCGAUGAAAAGCCUACAUGCUGUCGCUGCCGAGCCAGAAAACGAUGUAUAAAGAAGUUCUCCAUCCAGAGGUUCCCAAAGAUCUUGGUGCUUCAUCUGAAGCGGUUCUCCGAAUCCAGGAUACGAACCAGCAAGCUCACAACAUUUGUGAAUUUCCCAUUAAGAGACUUGGACUUAAGAGAAUUUGCCUCAGAAAACACCAACCAUGCUGUUUACAACCUGUAUGCUGUGUCCAAUCACUCUGGAACCACUAUGGGCGGCCAUUAUACGGCCUACUGUCGGAGUCCAGUGACAGGCGAAUGGCACACUUUCAAUGACUCCAGUGUCACACCCAUGUCCUCCAGCCAAACUCGCACCAGCGACGCCUAUUUGCUCUUCUACGAAUUGGCCAGUCCACCCUCCCGCAUGUAGCAGUGAGGAGCUAUAUCCCUUUUUCCCUUCCCUGUGGUGGCCCCACACCCCAAGUUUUUUUUUUU